This is a messenger RNA of Xiphias gladius (swordfish), 2821 nucleotides long. RefSeq names its product glutamate receptor, ionotropic, AMPA 2b (gene gria2b). Gene Ontology annotation, molecular function: transmitter-gated monoatomic ion channel activity involved in regulation of postsynaptic membrane potential; AMPA glutamate receptor activity. The transcript has 16 exons. Lineage: Eukaryota; Metazoa; Chordata; Actinopteri; Istiophoriformes; Xiphiidae. Bases 71 to 2764 code for a protein of 897 amino acids. The record is from RefSeq and is a predicted model, not a curated record. Gene Ontology annotation, biological process: synaptic transmission, glutamatergic; modulation of chemical synaptic transmission; monoatomic ion transport. Gene Ontology annotation, cellular component: postsynaptic membrane; dendritic spine; AMPA glutamate receptor complex.
AUCUAACAUCUCCGGCGAGAACGAGGAAUACCAGACUCCCUUGGCGGAUGUGGACACCUAAGCUGUGGACAUGGAAAAGAUAGUGAAUUUAUCCGUUUCAGUUCUGCUGGUUUUAUGGGGAUGCGCGCUUGGCGGCUCGCCCAGUGUUCAGAUUGGGGGACUCUUUCCAAGGGGCGCCGAUCAAGAGUACAGCGCGUUUCGGAUAGGAAUGGUUCAGUUUGGCACUUCGGAAUUCAGACUGACGCCUCACAUCGACAAUCUGGAAGUGGCGAACAGUUUCGCUGUCACCAACUGUUUCUGUUCACAGUUCUCCAGAGGAGUGUACGCCAUUUUCGGAUUCUACGACAAGAAGUCUGUCAACACCAUCACGUCCUUUUGUGGGACACUCCAUGUCUCCUUCAUCACACCCAGCUUCCCUCUGGAUGGGAAUCAGCAGUUUAUCAUCCAGAUGAGACCUGACAUCAAGGGGCCCCUCCUCAGCCUUAUUGAGUACUACAAGUGGGACAAGUUUGCCUACCUGUACGACAGCGACCGAGGCCUGACAACGCUGCAGGUUGUCCUGGACACAGCAGCAGAGAAGAAGUGGCAGGUGACAGCCAUUAACGUGGGGAACCUGAAAGACGAGAGGAAGGACGAGGCCUACCGCUCGCUGUUCCAAGACCUGGAGAACAAGAAGGAGAGAAGAGUGAUCCUGGACUGUGAACAGGACAAAGUAAAAGACAUCAUGGAGCAGGUCAUCACAAUUGGCAGACAUGUGAAAGGCUACCACUAUAUUAUUGCCAAUCUGGGUUUCAUUGAUGGAGAUCUAUCCAAAAUCCAGUAUGGUGGUGCCAAUGUGUCAGGCUUUCAGAUUGUUGACUUUGAUGAUCCUUUGGUGUCCAAGUUUGAUCAGAGAUGGGAAGCCCUGGAAGAAAAGGAGUAUCCCGGUGCUGACAAUAAAAUAAGGUACACAUCUGCGUUGACCUACGACGCGGUACAGGUGAUGACAGAGGCUUUCCGCUACCUGCAUAAACAGCGCAUCGACUUCACCAGGAGGGCCAACAAUGGCGACUGCCUGGCCAACCCUGCUGUGCCCUGGGCUCAGGGAGUGGAGAUCGAGCGAGCACUAAAACAGGUGCGAGUGGAAGGCCUGACAGGAAACAUCCAGUUUGAUCAACACGGCAAGAGAGUCAACUAUUCAGUGAACGUAAUGGAAUUGAAGAGUAAUGGUCCAGUAAAGAUUGGAUACUGGAAUGAAGUGGACAAAAUGGCUGUAACCAAAUCUGAUGUCUUUUCAAAUGAAACAACAGGAAUGGAAAACAAAACCGUUAUUGUCACCACCAUCUUGGAAGCUCCAUAUGUAAUGCUGAAAAAGAACGCUGACCUUUUUGUAGACAAUGACCGUUAUGAGGGUUAUUGUGUAGAUUUAGCUGCGGAGAUAGCAAAACACUGCGGCUUCAAAUAUCAACUGAAAAUUGUGGGGGAUGGGAAAUAUGGAGCCAGAGAUGCGGAGACCAAAAUCUGGAACGGCAUGGUUGGAGAAUUAGUGUAUGGGAAAGCAGACAUUGCUGUGGCUCCUCUGACCAUCACUUUGGUACGAGAGGAGGUGAUUGACUUCUCCAAGCCCUUCAUGUCUCUGGGAAUCUCCAUCAUGAUCAAGAAGCCUCAAAAAUCCAAACCAGGAGUCUUCUCUUUCCUGGAUCCACUCGCCUAUGAGAUCUGGAUGUGUAUUGUUUUUGCCUACAUUGGUGUCAGCGUGGUCCUGUUCCUCGUCAGCCGCUUCAGCCCGUACGAGUGGCACACUGAGGAAUAUGAGGAUGGGCAAAUCCAGACCAAUGAGUCGACUAACGAGUUUGGCAUAUUUAACAGCCUGUGGUUCUCUCUUGGAGCCUUCAUGCGACAAGGCUGUGACAUUUCACCUAGAUCUCUGUCUGGGCGUAUUGUUGGUGGUGUGUGGUGGUUCUUCACUUUAAUUAUCAUCUCCUCCUACACGGCUAACCUGGCUGCUUUCCUGACUGUUGAGAGGAUGGUGUCUCCUAUUGAAAGUGCAGAGGAUCUGGCUAAACAGACUGAGAUAGCCUAUGGGACUCUGGACUCUGGCUCCACUAAAGAGUUUUUUAGGCGCUCAAAAAUUGCCCUCUUUGACAAAAUGUGGACAUACAUGCGCAGUGCGGAGCCCUCCGUGUUUGUGAAAACCACAGCGGAGGGCGUUCUGAGGGUCCGCAAGUCCAAGGGGAAGUAUGCCUACCUGCUGGAGUCCACCAUGAAUGAGUACAUCGAGCAGCGAAAGCCAUGCGACACCAUGAAGGUGGGAGGCAACCUGGAUUCCAAAGGCUACGGGAUUGCCACGCCGAAAGGAUCCUCAUUAAGAACACCAGUAAACCUUGCGGUAUUGAAACUCAGUGAGCAAGGCGUCUUAGACAAGCUGAAAAACAAAUGGUGGUACGAUAAGGGUGAAUGUGGAGCCAAGGACUCUGGAAGUAAGGAGAAGACGAGCGCCCUCAGCCUGAGCAACGUGGCUGGGGUCUUCUACAUUCUGGUCGGAGGACUCGGUUUGGCCAUGCUGGUGGCCUUGAUUGAGUUCUGUUACAAGUCCCGAGCCGAGGCGAAACGAAUGAAGAUGACCUUUGGGGACGCCAUGAGGAAUAAAGCAAGACUUUCCGUCACUGGGAGUACUGGGGAGAAUGGUCGGGUGAUGACACCGGAGUUUCCUAAAGCUGUCCAUGCUGUCCCUUACGUGAGACCUGACAUGGGACUAAACGUCAGCCUGACAGAUCUGUCCUGAGCAAUGAGAAAAUUCUGAGUGCCUUACAAUGGUUUCAAUAGAGCGAUUUUUUUUUUU